ACACAGCUCCAUUAUAAAACACUCUCCAUAAUGCUAUAAACGGCUUAUAAUCCCUUAUCAGAGGAUCACGGUGACACGGGGUUCAAGCUAACAAACUAAACUCAUAUGUUUUAAGUAUUUAAGGAAAUAAAAACAAAGAAACAAGGUAAAUAAGGUAGUGCUCUAUUCCGGAACUCGAGUAUUUGGAGAUUUUGCUUCGAGUCGGACGGUUUUCCGAUCCCCACCGCUCUGGUGUGAUGGCUUCGCUGAGGGCGGCACUAUGCAGACGCUUCCUGCAGCCUCUCUCCUCAUCGUUUGGAUCCUCCCGCUUUGCCAGCUCGUCUUUCAAGGCUGCCGACCUCACCGUAGAGAAGAGCCAUGAUCCGAAGCCCAAGCCAGACCCGUCCACCCUGGUGUUCGGGAAGCAGUUCUCAGACCACAUGCUGACCAUCCACUGGUCAGAAAAAGGAGGAUGGGAAGCCCCUCAGAUCAAACCCUUUCAAAACCUCUCCCUUCACCCGGCAACCUCUGCUCUCCACUACUCAGUGCAGCUGUUUGAGGGGAUGAAGGCGUUCAGAGGUGCAGAUAAUCACAUCCGUCUGUUCAGGCCGAUGUUGAAUAUGGAGCGCAUGUACCGCAGUGCAGAUCGCUGCUGCCUCCCUGCAUUUGACAAGCAAGAGUUGCUGGAGUGCAUUAAGAAACUGAUUGAAGUGGACCAGGAGUGGGUCCCCUACUCCUCAAAUGCCAGUCUGUACAUCCGGCCCACUUACAUUGGAAUGGAGCCAUCUCUGGGCGUGUCUCGGUCAGGCCAGGCCCUGCUGUUCGUCAUCGUGGGGCCGGUUGGGCCGUACUUCGCCACCGGAACCUUUAACCCUGUAUCCCUGCUGGCAGACCCCCGUUAUGUCCGAGCCUGCAGGGGCGGUGUGGGGGCUUACAAGAUGGGAGGUAACUACGGUCCGACCAUUGCGAUCCAGACAGAGGCACUGAGGCAGGGCUGUCAGCAGGUGUUGUGGCUCUAUGGGGAGGAUGAGGAGAUCACUGAGGUCGGCACCAUGAACCUCUUCAUCUACUGGACUACUGAGAAAGGAGAACGAGAGCUGGUCACUCCUCCACUAGACGGCAUCAUUCUCCCAGGAGUCACCAGGCAGUCUCUGCUGGAUCUUGCCAGAGAAUGGGGUGAGUUUAAGGUUACUGAGCGGACUGUGGUUAUGAAAGAGUUCCUGGAAGCUCUGAAAGCUGGUCGGGUGCGAGAGGUGUUUGGAGCAGGAACCGCCUGUGUGGUGUGUCCUGUUGGCAGUCUCCUCUACAAAGGACAGACGUAUCAGAUUCCCACUAUGCAGAAUGGUCCAGAACUUGCCACGAGGUUCUUCAAGGAGCUCACAGACAUACAGUAUGGACGAAUAAAGAGGGACUGGUCCCCAGUCGUCGUCUGAUUGGCCAGUCAGAUUGCCGAACUAGACCUCCUUCUCCCAAUCAACUGUAAGAACCGUAUGUACUGGACCACCUGCCCUUAACCCACUGAUUCACUCCUCCACGCUGGCAGGCUGUGUGCUGCUUACGGCCGUCGUCCCCUAGUUCUGUUUGUCUUGUGUUGUGUGUAGGAACUUUUUUUAAAGGGAUAGAUUUAGUUACUCUAAAGUAGACCGCUUUACUGAACAGUCCGUUGGUAAAAACACCACUAAAACAAUUAUGCAAAGCAGCCGAAAAUGGCCUUAGGUCCAGCACGACUCUAACACACCUCUGUAUGUGUCCUUUAUAGGUGUAUUUUUCUUACUUAUCCACUCAUUUGUCCUUUAUGGUACAGUAGCUGCUUGUGAGCUAGAAUACAAGCACAAUUUUACGUAUAUAGGUGCAAUACGUCUACAUUCAGACAGGUCAGGAAAUCUGUCUGUUCUUUCCCCUGUUGACCAGUUACUGAUGCAGAUGUCUGCUGGGUACUGACAGAACUUGAACUGUUACCUUCCUAACAGGAAAAAAUACCUUGAACAAAGUAGGAAUGAAUGUCAAAUGAGGAACAAAAGUUAUUAAAGUUAUAAAUUAAAGUUAAUUUAUAGUUAUAGUUCAAAAUAAAAGUUGUUAAUUGUAGGUCAGCUAGGGUAGAAAUGUGCUAUUCAAUAGCACAGCCUUUCCUAGCUGUUCUUCCAAGCUGGUUGUUUAUUAGCAGUGGCUAGCUUCAUAUGCCCACACAUCAAACACAUUUCCACAGUGUGGAUGGCUCUAAGGAAGGCUUUAAAACGUGACAAGACUACUUUGUUGUGUUCUGAAUUAGAUGCAGAGAGUGAAAUGCAGUAAUUUUGAAGUUCGCACAACUGCCCUGUCAGUAUGUUACAUGAAGAAAACGAAUGUGAUUUUUCUAACAUGGCCAAGAAACAAAAGUAUGGUACGUAAGUCUAUAUGUAUAUAUAUUUGUACCCGAGUUACUUGGAAAGGAGCACAAAGAAAGAAGCACUGAGGCUGUUUUUAGAGUAAAGUUUGCUUUUAUAAGUGUGUGUUUGGGGUUGAACCUUCAGGUCGGCAGAAUUUUUAUUUUUUUCUUUCUCUCUCUCUAAUACAUAAAACAAAUCUUCAUGAUAUUAGUUAAAUUGUCCUGUCCAUGCUCCGCCCACAGAUGCAUUAUUUUAAUGCUGCAAAAGAACUACAACUACUAUCACAAUACCUACAGUUAGAGACGGUUAUUAAUUCAGCCUAAUGAGAAACUGUAGAACAGACUCAGUUUAU
Molecule: messenger RNA, 2697 nt
Organism: Pygocentrus nattereri (red-bellied piranha)
Lineage: Eukaryota; Metazoa; Chordata; Actinopteri; Characiformes; Serrasalmidae
Gene: bcat2
Product: branched chain amino-acid transaminase 2, mitochondrial
Exons: 11
Coding region: 237-1412 (391 amino acids)
Biological process (GO): L-valine biosynthetic process; L-leucine biosynthetic process
Cellular component (GO): mitochondrion
Molecular function (GO): branched-chain-amino-acid:2-oxoglutarate transaminase activity
Source: RefSeq, a predicted model, not a curated record